Anopheles aquasalis is the source of this 6874-nucleotide messenger RNA. It is a transcript of the gene fs(1)N, whose product is annotated as female sterile (1) Nasrat. Lineage: Eukaryota; Metazoa; Arthropoda; Insecta; Diptera; Culicidae. The record is from RefSeq and is a predicted model, not a curated record. Gene Ontology annotation, cellular component: cell surface. Gene Ontology annotation, molecular function: heparin binding.
CAGUGGUUUAUCACAAAUAUCCUGCCGUGUUCUUGCUCCUGAUAGCAUGCAGUUCAAUGCUCUUAGGCACUGUCGAUGGAGCGGAGGUUACGAGUGGAACAAAAGUGCCUCCCGGGUCAAUCGCGGUCACUACCUCGAAGCCAAAGGUAGGGCCAGCCACAUUCCCCCCGGUGGUGCCCGUAACCAAUGACACCGCGGAGGAAACUACCACCACGGACCCACCACUGUCUGCCUACGAGCUACGGCGGCAGCAGCUGCUGGAGGAUCAGGAUAGUUUCAGCGAAAGUGAUCUUCAGCCACUCCGCGAAACCCACAUCAACGCACUGCACGAAGCGAUCGAUGCGAAACUGGUCGAUCAAAGCUUCAUCCGAACGCUGGGCUCCGUAUCGGAACCACCGAAAGUGAACGAUGCCAAACGGGACACGCUAACGAUUCGGUCGAUCGUGGAGGAUCUAAACUUUACGAUCGGUGAUCGUGUCGUGCGGUGGAAAACGAUUAGCCAGAAGAACCUGGAACGCCACAUGGUGGUCGGUUUGCGGGCCGCGAGUCUCGUUGUGUUGCACGAAACGGACGAAGGAGUGUUCUUGCUUAACCAGGAGCUAAUGCUCGAGUCACCACCGAUCGCGUUCGAAGUGUUUACGCUCUGGGACACGGACCGGACGACGGUCGUCGGUUGCGUAGUGAUAUCGAUGGGUAACUUUCUCGUCUGGUACACGCUGCGGCAGGAGACCGAUUAUCAGCUGCUCGAAGAAUGGCGCUGGCCGCUACACAAAACAAUUACCCAGAUUCGAUUUUUCCGCCACAAAGAGGUCGACGCACUGUUGCUGAUUGGGAAGCACCCGAACCACCAGCAAUCGAUUUCGGCUACCGUUUACGAGUUUUCCUUCAAUGCGCGCCAGUUCUGGUUGAUGCAGAAGAUCGGACUGCCCCAUCCGUGCCCAUCGGUUGGGUUGGUGAAAGCCGGGGACGAGUUUUUGGUUGCCUUACCACAGGAGUGGACCGUACAGAUCUACAGUUUCCGCAUCGGGGAUCAGCAACGGCGCAAGUUUAAGCUGAUCGGAAACUACACCUCACCGGAUCUGCGGUCGGUCGAUGCGUUCCAGAUCGGUCGCUACGCGUACAUUGCCAUCGGUGGCCGUUCGCCGGCCGUGUUGCGGUACCAGCGCGGUAAGUUCUACGCCCAGAAGAUCCCCACGGAAUCGCUCGAAAUUGUGGAGGCAUUCUUCGAGAUACCGGCCCGGACGUUUCGCGAUGAUAUGAUCCUGUUGGUGCAGCAUCGGAUGAUCUUCGAUACGCACGAUGUGCAGCGGUUGGAAGCACUCGUCUGGAACGGUGUCUCGUUCGAUCUGGCCACCAACAUUCCCUGCAUGGUGGAGAACGAUGUGAUCGAUAAGGAGGCGAGCUGCAUGCUCGAUCUGGAGCGUACUGAUGGGCUGUUCGGAGCGGCGAUUGUCCAGCGAGGGAAGUUGAUCUCGAUCAUUGUACCGCGCCAUGAGGCACACUCGAGUUUGUACCAUCUGUCGAUUGAGUUGCUGUCCGGGGAGCAUCCGAUAUUGAUGAAAAUCCAGGAGAUCAAAGAAACGAUGGAUGCGUUCACGCGCAUCAUCGACCACCAGAAUGCGAUGAUCGAGCAAGCGCAAUCGUUCGUUUCGUUGAUGGAAAGCGAUCCGGUGGUGUUGCGGCGACAGGAGCUGAAAUCGAUCCAAACACCUCACGUACGGUUGGCCGAGGGAUACAAUUUCUCCGAUACGGUGAUCAUGAUCGGUCAGAACAAUUGGCGUGAGUCGGAUUUUCGUGUCGAUCUGAGCGAAACUGUUAAAACGGUGCAGGACAUUGAAGCGAGCGUUGAUGCGAUGCUGGCAGAAUUGGAGUACAGCGUUAAGCGUGAUGCUCGGUCACACGAUCUGCAGUAUAAUGGCACGCUGAAGGUGCAGGGUAAGGUGUACAUCGAUGGAAAGCUCGAGGCGGAUGAUCUUUACAUCCAGCGGAUAGAACCUCCACCACCGACGGACCAUCAGCUACGGUUUGUGCGACAAACGGAAGGUGAACAGCUGCCGACGCCGCUGAAAGAACUGCACCUACAGGAUCUUAUCGUGGAGCAGCUUUACUUUGAGUCCUUUAACGGAGUGCCGGCCGCGGACAUUGCGUACAACGUCGACGGUAAGGUGGAGCUUAGCGGCGAUCUGGUGGUAACGGGUGAUCUGUACACGAAUGAGAUCAUCCUACCGGACGGUGGCACCGUGAACGGGAUCGACCUGAGCGAGCGGCUCGUGUACUUCAACUGUAAAAAUCGAAGCUGGCGAAACCUGACCCUUGACUCGCUGGAGGUGGUGGAUGAUCUGCGCGUCGCGGAAAGUAUUAACGAGGCGAAGGUUGAUCUGAAGCAGGCCGAGGCGUCGCUCAGGAGUGCGAUGGAUGAGGAGGUGCGGGUGUUGCGCACGAAGAAGCUAACAGUCGAGGGUGAUCUGACCUUUGAGCUCAUCAACGGUAUACCGUGGCAGGAGUUCCUCGAUGGGCUGAUCUUUAAGAACACUCCGAUGCGGUUAAGAAAGCUGCACGUUCAUGGAAAUGUGACAUUUGGAAAGCAUGCCACGAUCCAGUUCCUGAAUGGGAUACGCUUCCCGGAAGAUUACGUACUGACUGAAGGCCCCCGUGAGACGAUCAUUACCGGACAAAAGCACUUCCAGGGACCUCUCUCAAUGGACGCACUGGACAUCGAUGGGUUCAUCAAUGGCAUCAAUCCGUUCGAUUUCAUCACGCUGCACGACGACCAGUACAUCCCGGGGAAUGUAACGUUCGAAUCGCUAGAGAUCGAAGAAUCUCUCGAUCUGCGUGGUACCGUACAAGGCAAGCAUAUGGACCAGUUCCUGGACAAUCCUUCAUUGUUGCAAACGAAAACACUGGCGGCGAGCUGCGAGUUUAGCGAUAUCGUUGUGAAUGGACCAAUCUAUAUCGAUCAGCUUGAUGGGUACGAUCUGGACACUGCCCUGGAGGAUGUGGUGUACAAUGAUGAACCGUACGUGGAGAUUAACGCCUCGAAGCAUUAUCGUAACCUGCGCUUCCUGGAGCCGAUCCGGGUCGAGUCGAACAUGCUGGGUGAAAUCCAUCUCGAUGAGCUGCUCACAAAGAGUACCGAUCAAACGCUAAACGUGAGCAUGAUCGUGGGCAAUGUGUUCUUCAAUCGAGUGCAGACGGACGGACUGUUUGCUGGCAUUAAUGUGACCGAUUGGGACACGAAUUCGAUUAAAACGUUCGGCGAACAGUACACGGAGGCGACACUCGACUUUUGCCCAGGCUAUUCGGAGCUGCACGUGAACGAGCUGGAGAUUCUGGAAAGCUUGAACGAUGUCCGGUACGAUGGGUACCACAGUGUCGAUGAGGAAAUCGUGUUCAAGGAUCAACAGGUCUACUUGAAUGCGCUGUACAGUGAUAGCCUUAAGCUAACGCACAGUUCGAUCGAUGGUCCGUCGAAGCUCCUGAACGGAGUUCAUCUACCAACGUUCGAUGCCAACCGGUUCAGUGUUAGCCGUCCGCAGCGCUUCGAACAUGACGUUUUCAUUGACACACUGUACGUCGAUCAGUCGUUGGCUACGCACUUUUUCAACGGUUACGAUGCGCGAGAGUUCCAGCAGAGCGUCGAGACGUACCUGAACGAUGAUUACAUGCUCGGUGGUCAGCAUCCCAUCAACACGCUCCAUGUCGUCGGCAAUGUGGAAGUUGGGAUGCUGAAUGGGAUCGAUUUUACCCGCUUCCUGGACGAUGUUAUCUGGCUCGACCGACCGAACGCUGUUCCGGGGCUGCUGAAACUUACAAACCCGCUGCAAGUGGUUGGCGAUUUGACCGUCGAAGGCACACUGAACGACAUUCCGUUGAACGAUUUCCUCAGCCGUGUCGUCUACAGAACGGAGGGUGAUGGUGUUGUGGAGUUCACCGGAUCGAAGCUAUUCACUCGCGGAUUCGACGUGCACGGUGAUCUGAACACGAGCACCAUCAACAACAUACCGGUGAAGGAUUUCCUUCUGAAGAAUGAAACGAUCACGCUGCCCGGGAACCUCAUCACACUGGGACGCGUGUACGCCAAGGAAGUGAUCGUGACUGGUGCCAUCAACGGGAAGUCUUUUAAAGCAGUGGAGGAGUACUACUCGUACGAUAACGCGACCGAUACGCAUGUGAUCAAAGGAGAUCUACAGCUAGCAGGCCAUCAGAUGAUACACCAUUUGGAAGCGUUCGGUGGCUGGAAUGAGGUGGUCAAUGUAUCGCACCGGCUGGCGUCACUGAUCCGUACCAACCAGGAUUACUACUUCAAGGGUCAUUACGUGUUCAAGAAUGAGGUUCACUUCAAGUACGGCUACACGGUGGACGUGAUCAAUGGGCAUAAUGUUUCGAACAUACGGAACGAGAUCAUGUACUUCGAUCAGACGGAACCGAUCGUAUUCACACAGCCUGUUCACUUUCUGGGUAAGGUUGCCGGUGAUAAGAUCCGUGUGGAGGGUGAUCUUAUCGGACGGAACAUUCAGGGUAUCGAUCCGGAUGAGUACGCACGAAGGACGCUGCUGGUGAACAGGGAUUAUGAGAUCUUUGAGAAGCUAGUGUUCCAGCCAGGGACCUUCGUUUGUGAUGCACUCAACGCUUCGGUCAUCAACGGAGUUGCCACCAGUGAUCUCAUCACGCUGCACACGGAACAAACGAUCGAGCGUCCUGUGCACUUGAAGGAGCUCAUUCUCAACAGUCCACUGCAGGUGGCGGGACUUGUAAAUGGACGCGAUCUUCGCCUGGAACGUCAGAACACUGUGAUGCGCUAUGGCGAACAAUUGAUCGAAACACCGUCCGUUUUCAACUCGAUCCGUGUGCUGGAAAAGCUCACGCUCCCCCCGGUGCUGAAUGGUGUGCCGGUGCACGAACCGCUGCAACUGUCCGAAAACAUGACCAUCUCGUCACCCAUCACCUUCUACGAGAUCGCUGCCGAUGAGGUGUACACCGAGGACACGAUUGGAGGCAUCCACUUCGAUCAGCUGUACGACGAAUCACUCUGGACCGAUGGGCGCGAGCAUCAGCUGUUCCGUGGUCACAUCCGCACCCAGAAGCUCGUGUUCCGUGAUGCCGUCCACGGAAAUGGUACCCUGAAUGGGCACACGAUAGGCGAGAUUGCCGAGCGGUUACACGCGGAGAAGCGUCAGGUUGAGGCGUCGGUGGCGAAGCAUCGCUCACGCUAUCGGACCGCCUGCCACGAAACGCAGUCCCUCAUCAAUGGCACCCAGCAGGGUACGUACUUCUUCAACUACUUCGUGCAGCGCCAGACGAUCAACGAGCGGCGCGAUAUUCAAUCGUUCUGGACGUUCGAACAGCACGGGAUCCACUUUCUGGUGAUCAACUUUGGGUGUGAAAGUAAGCUGUACCAGUGGAAUCCACACGAUCGCGUGUUUGUCGGGCUGUUUGAGACCCUUACCGGGCAUGUUUACGAAUGGCGCACGGUGACACCGGACGAGGACACGCUCUAUCUUGUGACGCGAUCGGCGCCGGUGGCUGCGACGGUGGCGGCAUCAGACGACAAACAGUCGUGCACCGUGGGUGGUCUAUCGAUAUGGAAGUUCAAGGGCUUAUCGCUCGAGCUGGUAAAGAGCUACGGUGACAAGGAUGCCGAUAGCCUGUUCGUCGAUGGUGACGGUUCUUCCUCGUUGACCGAUCGGUUCUACGCCCUCGAACACACCACCGUCCGGGAGUACGGUGUGGCGCAGGGAGUGGUGCGUGAUGAGUGGGAUCUUUCGAGGAUCUUCUCGACGGCUGCCUUCCUCCCCAGCAGUCUCAACAUUGGACUGGCGCUUGCGGAUGGUAAACAGCUGGCCAUUUUAUCGCGCAAUGAAUCCACGACGGGCACGGUUCGAAGAAAGCGAUCCCAUGAUCAGGACAGUGAUGUCACGCUCUCAUUAUUUGCCUCACCAAUGAACAUGUUAAGCCACAUGGGGCAGAACAAAACGUACUACUAUCGAACGGAAGACCCGGAAACUCCGGACAACGAGACGGUGAUCGACGAAACGCCGCAGCUCACCCAGCCGGAUCCGUUGAAUAAGAUUGGUUCCGAUCAGGAGGGUACGGAUCCGGUGAUUCAGACACGCGAAACGGCGGCUCCCGAUGUGCUCGAUACGAUCAUCGAUCGAAACACCAGCACCGAUCUGGAGCAGCGCAUCGGGAAGGAAGUGCCACUCGGUCGCAUCAGAACGAUGGAGAAUACACACCUGCCGGAUCCGACGACCGGUGGCGAAGUGCUAUCGUUCAACGUUGGGCUGCGGGGAGAACGACGACGUGUGCUGGUGGCCGUUACCGAGACGAUCGACACGAUCAUUCAGGGAAAACAUGAUUCCGUUCGCAUCUACAGCGAUAUCCUGCAGGGACACGUGUAUCAGAUCAUUGCCUGCUCUCGGCCGUCGCAGCUCGCAGUGCUCGAGAUACGGGACGAAACGAUUCUGACGUUCAUCGAGCAGGGCCGGAAGGUGCAGCUGUAUCAGUAUCGGCCACGGAAAGGGUUCGUCCACUGGAAUAGCUUCAAUCUGGCGUCGGCCGGUGUUCAGAUGGCGGCGGUGAGGUUACCGCAGGCGCAGUUUUUCAAGUGUCCACUGCACUACCUUGCCAUUGCGCUAACGGGGCAGGAGCUGAUGUUCCUGAAGGCGAAAACUAAGGGUGAUUGUGGCAUUAACCUGCAGCUGGACUGUGGGACGGACUAGUGGGGGGGUGGGAGUAGCGUCGCGUGUGUACAACGUAGCGAAAGUUGUAUGGUGGAUUUUGUUUUCAUUUAGUCAACUGUCAUUGUUAUCAGUAGAUUUUCUGUAAGAUAAUAAACAGCAAGAGAGAGAGAGAGUUUUGAACUUGAUUUUGAUAA